AUGGCUCAUUCAAAGCGCAACACCUCACUGCCACAUUUUACGUCCUACGAACGAUCCCUUCUACGCUCGACCUGGGGAUCCCAAAGCACUCGACUAUCCCGCGAAUCCUUUCUACCUUUUUCUUCAUGCAGACUGUGUCUUCUUCCAGCUCGUGAACCAGUCGUCGCGUGCGCCACUAAUGGCGAUCUUUUCUGCCGAGAAUGCGCCGUCAACGAUCUCCUUGCACAACGAAAGGAAAUAAAGCGUCUGGAAAAGGAACGGGAGAUUGCUCAACAAGAACGUGAUGAGGAUCAAGAACGAUUGGCUGCCGAAGCGCGAGAUCGAGAGCUGAAGGAGUUCGAGAUGGUGAGCAUGGGCCUUGAGGAGAGGAAGAUGAAAAGGAAACGGGAACUAGAAGAGAGAAGGCAGGAGAAUGAGAAAUCUGAGAAGGAUGGUGAUGGUUCUCCGGGUAAUCUGGAGAUAAAGAAGAGGCGUAAGGAGGGCUUUGAAUUAGAUGAAGAGGAGAUGCGAAAGAUAGCGAUGGAGGAACGAGAGAAGAUGAUGAAAAAGAUUGAACGGGAGAAGGCAGAAUCAUCGAAAUCUCAACUUCCCUCCUUCUGGGUACCAUCAUUAACACCAUCUGUUGCUGAAAGUGGAGAUGACUCAAAGUCGACAAAGCUGAACCCCAUAUGCCCUGCAUCAACAUCGCAGAACAAACAUGGCUACUCUCUAAAGGGGUUGGUGACUGUUCAUUUUACAGAAGAAAAGGAUGAUAAGACAGGAGAUAUGGUCCGCAUAUGUCCAAGUUGCAAGAAGGCUCUCAGCAAUGGACUCAAGGCUAUUCUCGCCAAGCCUUGUGGGCAUGUUAUUUGCAAACGCUGCGUCAACCAGUUUAUGACUGCGGAUAAAGGCGCAGACCCACACUCUACAGACCCAGCUGAGGUAGACCGUAUAGGAAAGGUGUUUUGCUAUGUAUGUGAAGCCGACUUGACAAGCAAGAAAGGGGGCAAGGAAGGGAAGAAAGAGAAAGAAAAGAUACGGCCUGGUUUGGUGGAAAUAUCGUCGGAAGGUACAGGAUUUGCUGGCGGCGGGAAGAACAUGGCCUCUAAGUCUGGGACAGCUUUCCAAUGUUAA
This is a messenger RNA of Trichophyton rubrum CBS 118892, 1113 nucleotides long. RefSeq lists its product as uncharacterized. Bases 1 to 1113 code for a protein of 370 amino acids. NCBI's taxonomy places the organism in Eukaryota, Fungi, Ascomycota, Eurotiomycetes, Onygenales, Arthrodermataceae. The transcript has 3 exons. Gene Ontology annotation, cellular component: nucleus. Gene Ontology annotation, molecular function: ubiquitin protein ligase activity. The record is from RefSeq and is a predicted model, not a curated record.